AUGAUAAUCAACACUGAAUUUUCUGGGAAGUUCACCUUAGAAUCACUCUCAAAUCCAUACAAUGAAGGUAUUUGGGCAAAAUCUGCUGAAGAAAUACCAUCAGCAAUUCGUAAUCGACCAAAAAAUAAGUUUCCAAGUGGAAUUGUUUUUUGGUGUGGUAUUUCUUAUGAAUGCCUGUUUCCCAAAAAUGGUCCAUUUGAUGUCACAUCAUGGUUACAAAAACAAGUAAGGGACAAAUCAAGAAAAAAAAAUUAUAUGAAUAGUCAUUUAUAUGGUAAAUUUAUUAAAGAAAUUGGUUAUAAAGAAAUUCAAAACGUAUGCCGAAGAAAUUUUAUAUUUCAAGAUGACGCUGAUACAAAACAACGAACAAAGAUUGUAUUAGAAACUAUAGAUGAAUUAUUUAGUGAUCGAAUUUCACCUCAGGAAUGUGAUGCAAAAUUUGCCGACGUAUGGUCCAUCGAAAAUGUUUGGGAAAUAUUGAAGGAAAAAAUAUGUGGAGAACAGUUUUCGAGUUUUCAACAGCUAAAAAAUAGAUUGAACAAAGAAUGGAAAAAAAUAACUUAUGAUGAUUGUAAAAAGAUGAUUGAUGAAAUUCCUGAAAGACUUAAUGAAAUGAUAAAAAGUGGUGGAGAACAGAUACAUCAGAGUUAA
This is a messenger RNA of Rotaria sp. Silwood1, 651 nucleotides long. Lineage: Eukaryota; Metazoa; Rotifera; Eurotatoria; Philodinida; Philodinidae. The record is from the annotation of a GenBank genome assembly.